Populus euphratica (Euphrates poplar) is the source of this 1428-nucleotide messenger RNA. RefSeq names its product F-box/kelch-repeat protein SKIP25-like. NCBI's taxonomy places the organism in Eukaryota, Viridiplantae, Streptophyta, Magnoliopsida, Malpighiales, Salicaceae. Gene Ontology annotation, molecular function: protein binding. The transcript has a single exon. The coding region runs from base 53 to 1192 and encodes 379 amino acids. The record is from RefSeq and is a predicted model, not a curated record.
CCACCUCUCCCCCCUCUUCUUCGUUUCUUAACUUUAAAACAAUUUUUCUUCCAUGAAAUCCUUCCCGAAUUAUAAGAAAACCAGGAAGAAUGAGCUCCCUGAUACUCUCAAUAAAACGUUGUUGCCAGGCCUACCCGACCACCUUUCUCAAAACUGUCUCACUUCUCUCCCACCUUCCGUUCUUUUCUCUGUAUCCCAUGCAUGGCGGCGACUUCUCUAUUCUUCAUUUUUCGCCCCAUUCUUUUCCCUUUACGCCCUUCUCUCUGCAUCAUCGUCGUAUCCUACCACAAAAGACAAUCAAGUGGAUAGAAUCAGUUCAAUUGAGCUCAUGUCAUUUGACCCUAUAUCAUCAUUAUGGCGAUCAGUCCCUAGUAUUCCAAAAGAUCCCCCACUCGACCUCCUCCACCGACACCCAUCCUUUUUAUCAAGAAAGCUCUCAGUACAAUUCCUAACAGUCUCUAACCAUCUUGUUCUUAUAUCUGGCACCACUCACCAGUUUGUCCCAGCACUGUCUAGGCCAUUAGUUUUCCAUCCAGAGUCUAACAAGUGGUUCUUUGGUCCUCCGUUCACUAGCCCUCGGCGUUGGUGUGCCACUGGCUCUGUGGAUGGAAGGGUUUACGUGGCGAGUGGGGUUGGUCCACGGUACAGUGGAGAAGUAGCUAGAUCAAUGGAACAAUGGGACUUCAGGCAACAAGUUAACCAUUGGAGAUGGGAAAACAUGGCACAACUGAAAGAUGGUAGGUUUAGCAGGGAACCUAUUGGGGCUAUAGGUUACAAAGGCAAGCUUUACAUGGUCAACGUUAAAGGCAAUGCACCGAAAGAAGGUUUGGUUUAUGAUGUAGAAGAAAACCAAUGGAAUGAUAUGCCUAGAGGGAUGCUAGCUGGAUGGAAUGGACCAGCAGCUACAAUGAAUGAAGAUGCUAUCUAUGUGGUGAAUGAAGUAACAGGAGUUUUGAGUGAGUAUGAUUUUAAAAAAGAUUGUUGGAAGAAGGUCAUUGAAUUGUCACAGCUUAAACUCGCUGAGCAGAUCGCCGCAGGAAGAGGGAGAGUUUGUGUGGUUUGCGCGAAUGGGGAGACGAUUGUUGUGGUGGAUGUGAUGGUGAGACCUGCACGGUUUUGGGUGGUGGAGCCACCGCAGGGACAGCAAGUAGUUGGACUGCAUAUAUUGCCCAGGAUGAGUAGCAGCUACUAGCGUGUUUAUAAGCAUUAAUGACAUGCUUUGUAAUGUUGUCCACUUAGAUGUUUGGUUGAUUUUAAAGCAUAGAUUUCCUGCAGGAAGAAAACUCCAUUUUAAAUUUGCAACUUCAUAAGGAAUUGUGAUCAGCUAAAUGCUUCGAGGAAUCAAAGAAUGUUUGUCUUGCAAGGGAAUGGCAGAAGAGCAGGGAUGUUUUGUCUUGCCUGUGUAUUUACUUCCUGUACAGUUCUUUC